AGUUGGUUUAUUUGCAUCAACAUGUUGAAGUUCGUGAUUUUGUUAUCUGCUGUGGCCUGUGCCUUGGGAGCUGCCGUUCCCGAGGGUAUGCUCCCCCAAUUGGACGGUCGUAUUGUGGGUGGUGUGGCUACCACAAUUAACUCCUUCCCCUGGCAAAUCUCCUUGCAACGUAGUGGCUCUCACUCCUGCGGUGGUUCCGUCUAUUCUGGCAAUAUCAUUGUGACUGCCGCUCACUGCUUGCAAUCCGUCUCUGCCUCCUCCUUGAGGGUUCGUGCUGGUUCCACCUACUGGAACUCUGGUGGUACCUUGGUCAAUGUUGCCGCUUUCAGAAAUCAUGAGGGUUACAAUCCCAGCACCAUGGUCAACGAUAUUGCCGUCAUCCGUUUGUCCUCCGCCUUGAGCAUGAGCUCUACCAUUAGAGCCAUCGGUUUGGCCACCUACAAUCCCGCUAACGGUGCCGCCGCUCAAGUUUCUGGCUGGGGUACCACCUCUGUUGGAGGCUCCAUCCCCACCCAGUUGAGAUAUGUCGAUGUUAAAAUGGUCAGUCAAGCCAGCUGCGCUUCCUCCACCUAUGGCUAUGGUUCUCAAAUCAAGGCUUCCAUGAUCUGCGCCUACACCGUUGGCAAGGAUGCUUGCCAAGGUGACUCCGGUGGUCCAUUGGUAUCUGGUGGUGUCUUGGUUGGUGUUGUCUCCUGGGGCUAUGGCUGCGCCUACACCAACUAUCCCGGUGUCUAUGCUUCGGUUGCUGAUCUCCGUUCCUGGGUUGUCAACGCUGCUAACUCUGUUUAAAUAUUUUGAUCUGAUCGACCGUUGAUACAGUUUUUAAUUUUUUUCAAUUGAUUCGCAUUAGUAAUUGUGUCAAUGGGCGAUAGUAAUUAAAUGUUUUAAUAUUUUUCACA
This is a messenger RNA of Stomoxys calcitrans (stable fly), 899 nucleotides long. RefSeq names its product trypsin alpha-4-like. The record is from RefSeq and is a predicted model, not a curated record. Gene Ontology annotation, biological process: proteolysis. The coding region runs from base 22 to 789 and encodes 255 amino acids. NCBI's taxonomy places the organism in Eukaryota, Metazoa, Arthropoda, Insecta, Diptera, Muscidae. Gene Ontology annotation, molecular function: serine-type endopeptidase activity. The transcript has a single exon.